GGGCAGGAUUGAUUCCAUUACAUCUAAUGCACAUACAAGACAUCAUCAACUUCGUCUUUUCUGCGCGCUCGCCACAAGACAUCAAAACCUGUCGCCAAACGACAUAGACCAUGGCCUCGUCCCUUCGAUCAGCAUCUCGGCUGGUCGCGAGACCGUUGACGACCUCUGCCCCUCUCCGACAAGUAGAGAGAUCACCUUUCCUCCGCGCCACAGCUCAAUUCCAUACCUCGAGUCCUCGAAAUGCUUUACCCUCAGGCCCUCCUCCUCAAGGAUACAGAUUACCUCGACCGAAAAGAUGGGAUGAAGGCGAAAAUGUUGCGGACAAAGCCAGCAAUUAUUUCCUGCUCACGGAGAUGAUGCGCGGCAUGUACGUCGUGAUGGAACAAUUCUUCAGAGCACCUUAUACCAUCUACUAUCCUUUUGAGAAAGGCCCGAUCUCACCACGAUUCAGAGGCGAACAUGCUCUGAGACGGUACCCGUCUGGCGAAGAGAGAUGUAUCGCCUGCAAGCUUUGCGAAGCUGUCUGCCCGGCACUAGCUAUCACAAUCGAAGCCGAAGAGCGAGAAGAUGGGUCAAGACGAACCACACGUUACGAUAUCGACAUGACAAAGUGCAUAUACUGUGGAAUGUGCCAGGAGAGCUGCCCUGUUGAUGCGAUUGUUGAGACACCAAAUGCCGAAUAUGCUACGGAGUUCCGAGAAGAGCUUCUGUACAACAAGGAGAAAUUACUUGCCAACGGUGACAAGUGGGAGCCCGAGUUGGCAGCUGUGGCAAGAGCAGAUGCUCCGUACAGAUAAAGAGAAGUCAUUGCAAACUUGCUCUAUCUCUUGUGUACAUACUUUUAUGACCGGCAGCGAAAAUGCGAGCAUUGUGCCUUUUCCAGCGGUUUAUUUGCGAUCAAAGAUUCGUCGCGGUGGUCAAUUCGGAAACAGUUCAUGCAGAAACACCCUUCGGCCACCCACCAACCCGUUGGCUUGUAACUCCCCAAUUCGUUUAAACACAUGUUCGAUAUGGAAGCCGUCCUCAGCUACUAAAAGCCCAAUAAAGCCAUCCAAUGGAUCGACCUCUUUUGAUCAGCUCAGCUAAGAGCGCGCAUGGUCAUCUCAACACUAUG
Molecule: messenger RNA, 1114 nt
Organism: Exophiala viscosa
Lineage: Eukaryota; Fungi; Ascomycota; Eurotiomycetes; Chaetothyriales; Herpotrichiellaceae
Product: NADH-ubiquinone oxidoreductase 23 kDa subunit, mitochondrial
Exons: 2
Coding region: 111-797 (228 amino acids)
Biological process (GO): mitochondrial respiratory chain complex I assembly; mitochondrial electron transport, NADH to ubiquinone
Cellular component (GO): membrane
Molecular function (GO): NADH dehydrogenase activity; 4 iron, 4 sulfur cluster binding
Source: RefSeq, a predicted model, not a curated record